Bactrocera oleae (olive fruit fly) is the source of this 8211-nucleotide messenger RNA. RefSeq lists its product as uncharacterized. The record is from RefSeq and is a predicted model, not a curated record. Lineage: Eukaryota; Metazoa; Arthropoda; Insecta; Diptera; Tephritidae.
UGAAAUAAUGAGACUUCGUUGAAUAAAUAUUAAUAAUAAUAAAGUAAUUAAAUGGUUUUAACUUAAAAAAAAUUGGAACAUAAUUAAAAAAAAAAACAAUGUAAAAUUAAUUGAAAUACCUAUAAGCAAAAACAGGAAAUAUAAAAAUUUAAAUUAUUAUAUAAUCACAAAAAUAAAAUUUUAUAAAAAAUGGCAAACAAGUAAAAAAAAGCAAUAUUGCGAGGUUGUAUUACAAAAAUUACAUAAAUAGCUUUCAAUUAAAUACCAAAAAUUAAAUAAAUAAAUUAAAAUAUAAAAUACAUCUUUAUAAUUUAUAUAACUUAGUGUUAACCAAAUUAAAAAAAAAUAUUAAACAUGUAAAUAAUAAAUUAUAAUGCAAUAUAUACAUAAAACAAAUUAAAAAAUAUACGCGAAUUAAAUAAAAGGUUAUUUCCACUUUUCAAUUUCAAAAAAGCAAUUUUUUUACGAUAUGUAUAUACAAUGUUUGUACAUAUAUUUAAAAAUGUUCUGCAAAAAAUUGAAAUGAAUCCGCCAAAUAGAUUCAUAGAUGAAAGUAUUUGUAAGAAUUUGUUAAGUGUAGACGGCUUCCAAAAAUUUAAGCUCUUUUUUCUCGAUGCUCUGUUUUCAGAGCCGAUGAGCAAAAUUUCUCCAAACCGUUUAGAAAUUUUCACACGAUCUUGAAUAUAUUUGUCAGGUAAUGAUCGAAAAAAUGAGAUUUUUUAAAGUAACUUCGAUUUUUUAACCCAGUUUUGAAUUGUCAAUUUUUUUCACAAAAAAAAAAAAUACUUUAUUUAUUUUCAUAGUUAUUAAAAUAUUUUCAUAGUUAUUCAAAAAACAAAAAAAAAGAACACUAAAAUUCUAUAUAGACGGUCAUAAAAACUCGAAACUCCAGAAAUAAGAUAAAUUUUUGUUUGGAGGUUUUAACUAAAUAUAAAUAUUAUAUUUUAUCUCAUGUUUUAUUUCCAUAACGCAUUGUAUCUGAAAUAAAAACUUUCUAAGCUAGCUGAUCAGGUUUUUCAUAAAACUUUUCACAUUUCCUGUCGAAAUAUAUAUUUAUUGAAUUCCACAAGUGGCAUGCACUUUUUGCCAAAAACUCUACCCUAAGGUUCUACACAAGAAAAAUGUCGAUAACGGAUAACUGCGGACGAUCAAAUGGCCAGUUAAUUUCCUCUACCAUCUUGAGAUUCCAUCUUAUGCAAAGAACUUGUGCGACAUUAUAAAGAAACUUUAGAAAUUUUAUAGUUACUGUGUUGAAACCCAAUUAAAAAAUAAAAAAUAAAACAACCAAGACUAGACGGUUGUCUCAGAUUCAUAUAUUAAAAACAUAAACUAAGCUAUAAAAAAAUCAGGUAUUCAGCUAUCCACGGCCCAUAGACAUCUUCAUGAUUAUAAAUAAUUUGUAAACCCACACAGCUUUAUCUACCGUUUUCACUACAGUCAAAGAUUCGUAUAUUCUCGCUUACGUGUGUAAGAGAUCCUUGGAGCAAUUUGAAUCGAACCAGUAACUGGUAUAAAUACAAUAAACUGGCAUAAUCAAAUAUAGUGUAAUAUAAUUCCCAAAUAGUCACUUGUAUUGAAUACAACUGAAUAAUUUUGUUUUUGCUUUUGAAUAUAACCAUCUGUAACCAGGGGUAGGACUUAAUCAGAAAAGUAUCGAAUCGAACAGCCAAUUUCAAUGAUAUUAUAUUAACAUUAAAUUUUUCCUUUAAGCUUUUAGUCUCAUGCUAAAAGUCUACGUAAAAUUGUAUAAUGCAAUAUUUUAUGAUAAAUCAUAUUUCGUAUACAUCUCAAGUAUGAAACAAAAAAUUUAUGUUGCUGAUAAAUUUGAAUCUCGCUCACCGGUUCUCAAUGCCAUAAAGGUAUUAUGCGUACUAGAUAUUUAUUUAACUUACUUGACUUUUGUGCUUAACCUGGCAUAUAAAUAAUCAUACAUUACAUUCGUCUAUAUAAAAUGUGUGUAAAUAUGUACAUAAAAAUGCGGUCCAAGUCCACACCGACCCAUUUUAUAGACCUUAAUCUUAAACUAAAUAAACUUUGUAUGCAAAUACAAGUAUAUACAUACAAAUUAAGUAAACACGCUUGCAAAUCGUUAGCAACAACAAAAACAUAAUUGCUUUACUUAAAGCAAUUAAAUAAAAAUGACGCAGAUAAUAAAAAUAAAUAAAAACACUUUAAAUGCACGCAGUUGUCACUUCCAAAGCAAAGGUGCCAAGAUCGAUUUGUUUUUGUUUUAGUGACGGCUGGCGGUGCGAAAGUCGCCAAAAUCAUGACAAUAAUUUAAAUGAAUUAGCAGCAACAACUGUGUGUCAUGGCUUGGCAGCGGCCGCACAGUUGAAUACUGUAGGAAAUACCGCAAAGUGAUAGCUGAACAAUGUAGAAGCAAAAAUAUCUAUUUCGGAAAGUGUUUCGAGGCAUAAAAUUAUACGCACAUACACAUACUUGCUUACGUGUGGUACUUGGUAUUGUUGGUAUUUUUAGAGCGUAUUUGUCACAAGGCUAGAAAGUGCUUUUAAAGCAGACAAAUUAUAAUGUUGAUGAUGCAGUUGCCACAAAUAGACCUUAAUAGGGUGUUUAGACAUGAAAUAUUGUGCUUUCUAGAGUUUAAAUAAUUGGAAUAAUUUGUAAGGUGAAAAAUUUUAAUAUUUUAUAAUUUUAAUUUUUUAAUAAGAGAGGGGGAUUUUUAUCUACUACACUACUACAAGUCAGAUAAAAAUUAAUUAUAAAAUAAAAAUGUACAUUUAGAGAAUUUAAUGUAAUUUAAUAAUCGACGAUUGAUUUUGAAAAAAAUGUAAUUCCUUUAAUGUCGUUGUCUAUCUCUAAGAGGAAAUCCGAUAAAAAGUGUCUGACGGUGAGGAAACAUUAUCUGCCUAAAAUUAAUCCCAAUACAAAAAAAUAGAUGAAAAUGAUUGAAGAACUAAUCAAAAUUUUGACAAAAUGGCGGUUUCCCAAAAAAGUGGGUUUUUGUGAAAAAAUGUGCAACUCAGGGUGUCCUAAAAAUUCGAAAUUUUAUUCAAAAAUCUCAUUCCUUCGAUUAUUACCUGACAUUUCGGAGAAAUUUUCCUCACCGGCUGUGAAAACAGUGAUUUGAGAAAAAAGCGUUGAAUGUUUUGGGAGCCGAUUACACUGAGCUAUAAAAAUUCUUACAAAUACCCUCAUAUCUACGAAACUAUUUGCCGAUUCUAAAAGACCUACUCCGAAAAAAGUAUUAGCACAACUAUACGUCUAAAGAAACCACCCAUUAUAAGCACAAAAAAAAUUGCUUUUUUGAAAUUCUAUGUGAAUAUACCCCUUAAAACAAAACAAAAAUAAUAUGAGAGGGCUAGUCAACAUUAUUUAUGCCGUUUGCCAAAAAUUGGGCCAAGUGCACUCAAAUCGUAAAUCACUAAACAAAAAAAUAUGUUUAUCAAAACUUAAUGCCAUAUGAAAAUUAAUUGAUGUUUUGCAAUUUUUUUAAUUGUAUAUAAAUAUAUGCGUCCACACGUCUAGGAAGCACUUUCUUCUCUGACGAUUUUUGAAAAUUUCAAACUCAUAUACAAAUUCAUAAUAAAAUAAUGCUUUUAUACACAAGAAAGUGUGUCCAAAUUUUACCUGAGAAUAUGCACAUAAUUAUCUGAGUACCUACAUGCAUAUACAUAUACUUAUACAUAUUUACAAGUUGGGGAAAAAUAUUUACCAGCCAUAUUCGCAUGAUUCUCGCACACGAAAUUAGAUGCGCUGCCCACUAAAAACAGCUGUCCAACAAACAGCCGUUUCAAUUCGGAUUAUAGAGAUAUGUUGAUAUGUAUGUGUAUGUCUGUAAAUAUGUAAAAGUACGUCAAGCGACAAAUACAAAUUACAAUAAAUAAUAAUAAAAGUCCGCCACACGCUGUAGGCCGCAACAACCCUGCCGCUAAAGACGACCAACGGCAUGAAUAAAAGCAAAAACAAAUUCAAAUUAAAAUAAAAGCUAAAUGAUUUGCUCAGAUUUUUCGCUAUUCACUGACAUUAUAGAACUUUAUUUUCUUUCAAAAUUUGUUUAUAUGUGUAAAUCCUUUAGGCAGCCAAGUGUAGCCAGCCGCUGAGUAAAGCUUCGCCGUGCACUUGCCAGCUUCUGUUCCGGCAUUUGAAAAGCUAACAAAAGAACAAAAAAGAAAUACAAAAAUAAACAAAAAAAAAUGUUUAAACAAAUUACACAUUUGCAAAAAUAAAAAAUAAAAAAUACAAAUAAAGCGCACACACAAACGCACUCCACGAGAGUCAUGAAGAGUAAAUGAGAAUGGUGCUCCACAAGUGGAGCGAUCUCGCCGAGUUGAGAACGCUGCUAGGCUAGCAGUGCUCGCAUUGCUCUCCACUUGCCUGCAUUGAUCUCACGCCUCUCGUUGUUGGGCGCCAAAUUGGCGAGAGCGCGCCAAAUAUUAAACAGUAACUCACGCUAGCCCCGGCAGUAGCUUUUAGGGGGUCGGGUGUUGUUACCUUUUGCUCACGUCUAGGCAUGUGUCUGUGUUUGUAAAUAGUACUUGUACUUGCUUAGUUAUCGGUUCCGCAUUGCGAGCAUUGUACCGUAGCUUCUUCCUCACAAGGUUCAGAGCAACGGCAAACUGUGCGGCUGCAAAGAGUUUUCAGUUAACGCAGAUAUUUCGAGACAUAACGACCGUAGAACGCGACGGCAGAACGCGUUUCAUACGAAGCACAAAAACUAUUUUAUUUUUAUUUUUUAAAUUAGUAAAUGAUAUUAAUUCAAAGAUACUGCAAAGCAAGCAUUGACUGUAGAAUUGAUCUCAACAAAGUGAAGACAAGAAAUACUAGAAAUGUAAUGAAAAAUUUUGGCGUGUAAAACAUGUUAAAAAAUAGCAAAAAGUAAAUAAAAAUAUAAAAAGCGAUCGAGCAAUAUUGAAAACGAAAAAAAAUUAAAAAACAAAAAUACCAAAUUUUUUUACAAUGAUAUUUAUUGUAUAUAUUUUUUUUAAUUGAAAACAUUUUUUUUUUGUUUAUUGUGCCAAAAAACAGUUUGCAAAAUUCUUGCCACUCUAAUAAUAAAUAAAUUUACGCAAAGUAGUGCAGCUGCAAAAUUAUUAUAUUUUUGCUUUGGAAUUGUGUGAAUAUGCUGCUUGCAAUCGGAUAUCGCGUGGGUGGCCAGCUGAAGAAGCGGCUCCUGGCAAAUCUAUUUACAUACAUUCAUACAUAUGAUGUUGUACGACACUUGGAGGCAUUUUUGAUUUGAUUUAUGAGUUUAGAUUUUUUCCUUACUAUUUUUACGUCACACAUACAUACAGCUUUGUUGCAUUUGUGCAUCAUUUUGCCGGUAGAACUAAAAUUGACAAGAUCCAUGUAUAACGGCGAAAUAUAUUUGGUACCGUUCAGUAGUGCAUUUGAUGCUGAGGAAGGUGCAUAGAGUGCUUAAUUACUAUAAAAUAAUAUAUAUAGUAUUGAAGACGUGUAAAAAUUAUUAAAUGUGAAUAAAGAACAGUGCAAAAGAACUAAAACUUUGCGAUUUGCAUAAAAAGCGCUUGUGAUAAAAAACCGAAACAAACCAUAUGUACUAAGAAAAAGAUUCCUACCGAAUCAAAAGACUUGAAAAGAAAGCAAAAAUCGAACUCAACUUGUAUCCAAAGCGCAUACACAGCAAUUAGCAAUGGAUAUUGAUUACCUCGCAUACUUGGAGACCUUUUGGGCUUACUUCCCCUACCUCUUCUACAGCUUUGUCUUCCUCACGCUUAUACCGAAAUCGCUGCGACGCAUCAAAACUUUUACCGACGCUGACUACGAAGCCAACCGUCACAAAUAUCAUCGCUGCUAUGCGCCGGACAUUUGUUGUCAUACAAUGGGAGAAGCGGUGCCCAAGCCGAAACCGCGCAAAGCCGUAACACGCGUCUACCCGAAACGACACAGCACUGCUGGCACCACCGAAGCUUACUACGGCAAACAGGACACGACGCCGACGACGACAGUCAAUCACAUUAAACGACAGGUAGAACCAGCGUCCAUACAAACCAACACACAUGUCAAUCAAAUUGCGAAAAUGUUCGAGAAUGUGCCAACGGUGACGGUGUCACCCGCGCUCUUGGGCAAGAAAAUCAAUCGCGUCACACCAACCAUACAAUCGCAGGAUGAUGCCGACAGCGUUGAAGACGUCGCGCAUGCGUCACCACCACCGCCGAAAUCAACGCUGAAUGCAUCGCGCCUCUCGCAGCUCCUCUCACAGGAGCAACUGGAGAAUUCGCUGAGUUUGUUGCAAGAGACAAACACGGAUGAAGAACAGAAUUGCUGGCGCGACUCACCGCCACGACGCACGAAACGACGCGCCAACGCGCCCCCCACGUUGCAUUACAACGGCGCCGGCACAUCUACAACGCCAUCGACCGCCUCGCCAGUCGCUUCGUCGCCACCCUCCGACUCACCACCAUUAUCCGCCUCGCCGCUCGCCUCAUCGCCGGUGCUCUUCCGUCCGCAACUGAAUAUAAAAUCCAGUUUAGAGGAUAUUUUCGCCGCUAUCGCGCGCAACGCGGAGAAAAGCGAGAAUUUCAUAUAUGCCGGCUGCAAGUCGCUGUCGCCCGUCACCUCCAUCGAUGACAUACUGUCGCAGCGUCGCCUGUCACGUCCGCUCUCCGCUUACUCGAUCAGCGAUCUGUUGAAUGAGGAGAGUAGCGCAGCCAUGGAUGAGGAGCGCGUGGAGAACUUUCUGUCAGUGCUUAACAAGACCUGAACGAGGCGCUAACGCUAGCGCAAGUGCAUGCGGGGCAACGGAAGCGCGCAACUGUUGGAGUCACCAUAUGCAUACCUAUAUGUGUAAAGGCGUGUGUGUAUAUGUGGCGUAUAGAAAUAUAUUUUGAGUGGUUGGGGCUGUGAAGUAGUUUAUGAAAUCAAGGAUGGGUGUGUACUUUUAGUUAGCAUGUGUUUGCUUUCUGACGCGCGCGUGUGUGUGUAUGUAUGCGUAGCGUACUGUAAUAUAUACUGUAUAUGCAUUAGCCUUAAGUUAUAUAGCAUUGUAAAAGUUGACAGACAGCGUUUAGUAGUCGCAGUGAAAUGUCAAAGUGCCAUGCAAGCAAUGUCUCAGCAACAACAACAAUAACAAAAACAGCAAAAGCUGCCGCGACACACAUAACUAUGUACAUAUUAUAUUUUGAGAUUUGUGUGCCGCCAAUGCGCGCCUGGCUGACAAGCGCUCCGGCAAGCAGCUGCAGUUCCAGCGAUGAGUCAGCGCAGCUAAAGCGGACGUCAGUCACAAGUCAGCGUUGAAUUGCGGAAUGCAUAAAAAAAAAAAGAAGUUUCAAUGGAAAAAAUAUAUAAAAAUUUUAGUUUUUGCUAAAAUAUUUUUCUAUGCAAUGCGCCUAGUUGUUGUUGUAGUAUAAUGUGUGAUGCGUCCAGGAAAAACAAAACUGUGAAUAUCCAAUUAAUUUUUAUGACUUUAUUAUUGUGUAACUCUUUGUAUGCGCAUAAAUUGUAAUUUUUAUUACUCACACUGCAGUUACACGUCUAUUUAAAUGAGUACAGUUAUAAGUUCCAGUGUAUGUAUGUAUAUAUGUAUGUGUAGAUAAAGACACAUACAUAUACAUAUUUACUUCAAUUAUUGCAAAAAUAAUUUUAAAUCGCAAAGCAAAACAAAAAAGUAAAAAGUCAACAACAGCAUUUGAACCGUUAUUUACUACUAACCAUUUGGCUACUAAGCCAAUAAAUGCAGGAAGCAAGUCUUUUGCUUGUCUGAAGUCUUAUCUAACUAUAAUUAUCUGUCAACUUAAAUCAUUAAACUAUAGUCUAAUUAAUGCCUUGUCAAUACUUUUACUUUACGCUCGUGUAAGCCAAGCUAAGUGGCGCUGCAUUUGUGCAAUUGCCGGUUAAUUUAAAUAAAUAUGCUUAUUUAAAUUGUAUUUUAUGUAAAUGUUUGAGUAUGAUCUGUACUUAUUAUGUAAUAUUUAUAUGAAUUAUGCAAAUAGCUGAACUAUCUACAUAUACACAUGCAUACAUACAUAUACAUAUGUAUAUAAGUACAUAUAUUUGUUGGCGGAGAUUACAGCGCACUUGUGACGCCUCUUUAUUGCUAGUUUUGUACAUAUGUAUGUGUGUAUUUAUAUAUUUUAUUUGAAACGAAAGUUUAAUGCCAGUAUCUCACGAACGACUAAUAUGUAUAACUUUAACGAUUGUAUAUAUUAUUUUUUUAAUUAAUAAGUAUUAACAAUUUUAUGAAGUGUAAAUAAAUAAACGAACGUAUGCUAUUUUUAGCAAAUCACAAAGUGA